This is a messenger RNA of Passer domesticus (house sparrow), 834 nucleotides long. RefSeq names its product olfactory receptor 14J1-like. Gene Ontology annotation, cellular component: membrane. The coding region runs from base 85 to 834 and encodes 249 amino acids. The transcript has a single exon. Lineage: Eukaryota; Metazoa; Chordata; Aves; Passeriformes; Passeridae. Gene Ontology annotation, biological process: G protein-coupled receptor signaling pathway. Gene Ontology annotation, molecular function: odorant binding; G protein-coupled receptor activity; olfactory receptor activity. The record is from RefSeq and is a predicted model, not a curated record.
UCUUGACAUGGGCUUCAUAAGCACCACUGUCCCCAAAGCCAUGCACAAUACCCUCUGGGUCACCACAACCAUCUCCUAUGCAGGAUGUGCUGCUCAGGUUUUUCUGAUUUUUUUCCCUUUGGAUCAGAGCUUGCCCUUCUCACCGUCAUGUUGUAUGACCGCUACGUGUCCAUCUGCAAACCCCUGCACUAUGGGACCCUCCUGGGCAGCAGAGCUUGUGCCCACAUGGCAGCAGCUGCUUGGGCCAGUGGCUUUCUCUACGCUGUCGUGCACACAGCCAAUACAUUUUCCCUGCCCCUUUGCCAUGGCAAUGCCCUGGACCAAUUCUUCUGUGAAGUGCCACAGAUCCUCAAGCUCUCCUGCUCCAAAUCCUACCUUAGGGAGCUUGGGCUUCUCAUAGUUUGUGCUUUUCUCUUAUUUGCUUGUUUUGUGUUCAUUAUUUUCUCCUAUGUGCAGAUCUUCAGGGCCGUGCUGAGGAUCCCCUCUGAGCAGGGCCGGCACAAAGCCUUUUCCACUUGCCUCCCUCACCUGGCUGUGGUCUCUCUGUUUCUCAGCACUGGCUUUUUUGCCUACCUGAAGCCCCCCUCCAUGUCUUCCCCAUCCCUGGAUCUGGCCCUGUCAGUUCUGUACUCAGUGUUUCCUCCAGUCCUGAACCCCCUCAUCUACAGCCUGAGGAACCAGGAGCUUAAGGAUGCCCUGAGAAAAAAGGUGACUGGAUACUUUUCAGAAGCAAAAAAGUGUUUUCUGCUGCAUAGUUUUCGGAAUGGAACUCAUGACUGGCCCAGUCUGCCUUCUCAGGUCUUUGGUGAUGCCUAUGGGUUCUUCUUGCCAUAA